Messenger RNA from Selaginella moellendorffii, 2068 nucleotides. Its product is annotated as 40S ribosomal protein S9-2. Lineage: Eukaryota; Viridiplantae; Streptophyta; Lycopodiopsida; Selaginellales; Selaginellaceae. The transcript has 4 exons. Gene Ontology annotation, biological process: positive regulation of translational fidelity; translation. Gene Ontology annotation, cellular component: cytosolic small ribosomal subunit. Gene Ontology annotation, molecular function: structural constituent of ribosome; rRNA binding. The record is from RefSeq and is a predicted model, not a curated record. The coding region runs from base 734 to 2041 and encodes 435 amino acids.
CGGCGAUGGUGAACGUCAGCUUCUACCGCAACUAUGGGAAAACUUUCAAGAAGCCACGGCGGCCAUUCGAGAAGGAGCGCCUGGACGCGGAGCUCAAGCUGGUGGGCGAGUAUGGCCUGCGCAACAAGCGCGAGCUGUGGCGACUCCAGUACGUGCUGAGUCGCAUCCGCAACGCCGCGCGCCACUUGCUCACGCUGGACGAGAAGAACCCGCGCCGGAUCUUCGAGGGCGACGCGCUCCUCCGCCGGAUGCAUCGCUAUGGGCUGCUCGAGGAGGGCCAGAACAAGCUGGAUUACGUGCUGGCGCUCACCGUGGAGAACUUCCUCGAGCGCCGGCUCCAGACUCUGGUGUUCAAGGCGGGCAUGGCCAAGUCGAUCCAUCACGCGCGCGUUCUCGUCAGGCAAAGGCACAUCAGGGUCGGGAAGCAAAUGGUGAACGUUCCAUCCUUCCUUGUCCGCGUCGAGUCCCAGAAGCACAUCGAUUUUGCACUGACGAGCCCGUUCGGAGGUGGCGGCCCGGGGCGCGUCAAGAGGAAGAACAUGAAGGCGGCAUCGAAGAAGGCCUCUGGCGGUGGCGACGGAGACGAAGAAGAAGAGGAGUGAGCGAGCGUGCUUCCGUUUCCAUUUUCCAGCGGAGAUCUUCCUCGCAGCUAAGUCUAGUUAUUAAAAUCUAAUCGUUUGAAGAGAACAAUAUAACGCGAUUUCUUGCGAGGGCUCUACACUCCACAAAGAUCAUGAAGGUCGAAGAGAUUGAGCGCCUCAUGCUUGAGCCGCUAUCCCCAACUCCAAGCUGCUUCCUUUCUCUCUCCCACUUUGAUAUGAAAUACAUCUUCCAUCCCUAUAUGCAAGGUGUUGCGUUCUAUCCAGGCUCUCGCUCGGACGUGCAGAACGAGAGCUUGAUCCACCAAGCGAGGCUCUCACUCUCUAAAGUUCUGCUCCACUUCUACCCAGCAGCUGGGCGCCUGGCGCUCUCCAGCGAUGGCAACUCGUAUGGAAUCGACUGCAAUGCCGCUGGUGUCGAGUGGACAGUGGCAAGAGCCGACUUUCCGCUUGACAAUCUCGACUACUCUCAGCCAUCGCCCGACUUCUCGGCUCUGAUUCGAAGUGGCAAGUAUGGAAGCUCUGCGGCACCACUCGGAAGCCCGCUGCUAAGCAUCCAGGUGACAAGGUUCUCGUGCGGAGGCAUUUCGGUGGCUUGGGCUGCGGACCAUGCACUAGCUGAUGGAACUGGCCGGGUGCAUUUCCUAGUAUCUUGGGCAGAGAGUUGUCUCAAAGGUGAGAUUAGCCAAGUUCCUCGCAUUGAUCGAGAUCUCGGGCCCCAGCAGCUGGACUACCCGAGAGCAAGUGAUUUCUCGCCGGUUGCAAGCGGCGGCCAUGAUCUUCCAAAGUCCGGUAACAUAGCGAUGAGCGGUCGAAUCUUCUGCUUCGAGAGAGCCUACAUUGAAAAGCUCAAGGAGAUGGCCGGCGUGGGGUUAUCGAGAUUCACAGUGCUAUGUGCUCACAUCUGGAUCAACAUGUGUGCAGCGAGGGAUCUGCCCGAUUCCACGAGCACCACCAAUUCCAUGGCAGCCAACUGCAGGAAAAGGCUAGCUCCUCAGCUGCCGGACGACUUCUUUGGGAAUGCAGUGCUCCACGCGGUGGCAACGACGACUGCUGGUGAGCUCCGGAAAGGUGGCCUCCGCCAUGCUGCAAGCUUGCUGGAGGAUGCAGUUUCGACGAGCUUUGGCAUGGAGGGGAUCACGAAGAAGCUUAGCUCCAAGGGCAUUGCAGCGGACAAGCUUGGCAGGAAUUGUAACAUGUUGUGCUCGAGCUCGCCGCGGUUCCGGUACUACGAGAUUGAUUUGGGAUGGGGGAGACCAGAAGCCGUGCGGCAUGUUGGAUUGGAGAGGCUUGGAUUGGAUGGACUUUGCAUGUUCAAUCCUCAUCCAAGAUCACCCCAGGGGAUUGAAGUCACCAUAACUUUACCAACAUGGACACUGGAGAGGUUGAGACGUCUCCUUGAAGACGCGUGGAGCGCAUACUUGUCUUGUGAAACCAAAUGAUAAAUAAGUGGAGACAUAAUAGCUGAA